Molecule: messenger RNA, 815 nt
Organism: Hermetia illucens (black soldier fly)
Lineage: Eukaryota; Metazoa; Arthropoda; Insecta; Diptera; Stratiomyidae
Product: serine protease SP24D-like
Exons: 2
Coding region: 31-768 (245 amino acids)
Biological process (GO): proteolysis
Molecular function (GO): serine-type endopeptidase activity
Source: RefSeq, a predicted model, not a curated record
CAACAGGGGUUGAACAUACUCGGUUUCACAAUGGCCAAGUUAGCAAUCGUUGCAUUAUUCGGACUCUUCCUUGUUCCAACUUUGGCAUUCGAUCCAAGGAUUGUCGGUGGAAAAACCGCUUCCGCUGGACAAUUUCCUUAUCAAGUUGCAUUGAAGAGGAGUGGAUCCUUCCUCUGUGGUGGAUCUAUCAUUUCAAGUACUUUCAUCUUAACUGCUGCUCAUUGUGUUGUUGAUGAAAAUAACAAUGUCUACGCCGCAUCACUCUUUACCGUCGUUGCUGGAACCCUUAACUACAAUAGUGGUGGAGUAUCGAAAACUGGCAAGAAGAUCUAUGUCCACGAAAGCUACGGAAACUUCAAAAAUGAUAUUGCACUCAUCGAAUUGAGUUCUGCUUUUACCUUCUCCACCACCAUUCAACCGAUUUCACUUGCCACUUCCGCUCCACCCACUGGUGCUUCCAUUGUCAUCUCUGGUUGGGGACGUUUGACCACCUCAGGAUCCCUCCCAAGUCAACUUCAAUAUAACACUUUGUCAGCUGCUUCCGUCUCUGCUUGCGCAUCCAGUGGUGUUAACUACGGUGGAUUGCUUUGCUUGACUCACUCCUCAGGAAAUGGUGCUUGCAAUGGUGACUCUGGUGGACCAGCUACCUACAAUGGCAAGAUUGUUGGUGUUGCUAACUUCGUUGUUGGAGGCUGUGGAACCUCAUACCCAGAUGGUUAUGCCUUGGUUCCAUAUUUCUACAACUGGAUCGCUGCCAGGGUUAACUAAGCAUUAAGAUGCUAAAGAGAAAUCCUGAAUAAAUAGAUGAAUUUAAA